AACUCUGAUUUUCUCUCUUUAAAUUUUUUUAUUUUAUAUCUAAACAAUCAUAUAUAUCAUAUCAUAUAUAUCUCAUGUACUACCACCUCUCUCUCUCCUUUCCUUUUCCCACUCCAAAUUCUGUCACCUCUGAUCACUCCACCCCCUGCAAGAUCCUUCUCAUCAUCUAACAUGGCUGCAGUGAGAUUAUCGUCUACUCAUCAUCGCCUUUUUUAAAAUCAUCCAACAAAUCAAAACCAACCAGACCUCUCUUAUGUCUUGCAAUGGGAUGGCCUUCUUCCCAACAAAUUUCAUGCAUCAAACCCCUCCUCCUGAUCAUCAAGAUCACCAUCAACCCCCUCUCCACACUCUUCUCACCUCCUGCACUUCCCAAGACUUUCAUGGGGUGGCGUCGUUUUUAGGGAAGAGAUCCAUGUCGUUUUCUGGGAUCGAGGUGUGCGAGGAGGGAAAUGGGGAAGAUGAGUUGUCUGAUGAUGGAUCACAGGCGGGAGAGAAGAAGAGGAGAUUGAACAUGGAACAGGUGAAAACACUUGAGAAGAACUUUGAGUUGGGUAAUAAGCUUGAGCCUGAGAGAAAAAUGCAGCUGGCUAGGGCUCUUGGUCUGCAACCUAGACAGAUUGCUAUCUGGUUUCAAAACAGGAGAGCUCGAUGGAAGACCAAGCAGCUCGAGAAAGAUUAUGAUCUUCUCAAGAGACAGUAUGAAGCUAUCAAAGCAGAUAAUGAUGCUCUCCAAGCUCAAAACCAAAAGCUCCAUGCAGAGAUAAUGGCACUGAAAAGCAGAGAACCAGCUGAGUCAAUAAACCUGAAUAAAGAAACAGAAGGAUCUUGCAGCAACAGAAGUGAAAACAGCUCUGAUAUAAAAUUAGAUAUUUCAAGGACGCCAGCCAUUGACAGCCCUUUGCCUACCCAUCAUCAUCAUCAUCAUCAUCAACCAAUUACCAGCAGAGCUCUGUUUCCUACAUCAUCAUCAAUAAGGCCAACGACACAGCUGUUUCAGAACUCAUCGUCAUCAUCAAGACCUGAUAAUCAUCUGCACCAGAAGAUGGAGCAGAUGGUGAAAGAGGAGAGUCUCACCAACAUGUUCUGCACCAUUGAUGAUCAGUCUGGAUUUUGGCCAUGGCUUGAGCAACAACAUUUCAAUUGAUGAUCAUAUUAUUAUCAUUAUUGGCAAAAAAAAAAAAAAGAAGAAGUUUCAAAACGAGGGUAAAAACUAAUUAACAAUAUUCAGAAAAAAAGUAUUCCCUUUCCCCAUGUUUUGGUACUUGUGUUAUUAUUACUACUAUUACUAUUUUGGAGUGGUGUAUAAAGUAGAAUUAUAUAUGAUUAUGAUGAUGAUCAAGUUGAAUUUUCAUGAGAGAUUGAGAAGAGGAAUAAAGGGUAUCUAUCUUUUUUUGAGCUAUA
This is a messenger RNA of Carica papaya (papaya), 1401 nucleotides long. RefSeq names its product Homeobox-leucine zipper protein family (gene ATHB13). Gene Ontology annotation, cellular component: nucleus. Gene Ontology annotation, molecular function: sequence-specific DNA binding; DNA-binding transcription factor activity, RNA polymerase II-specific. NCBI's taxonomy places the organism in Eukaryota, Viridiplantae, Streptophyta, Magnoliopsida, Brassicales, Caricaceae. The record is from RefSeq and is a predicted model, not a curated record. Gene Ontology annotation, biological process: positive regulation of DNA-templated transcription.